AUGGGCAACGCUGGCAACAAACAUGAUACGUGUCAGCACUGCCGCAAAGCGUUUAAAUAGGUCGAAAAGUCUGCCUGUGAUACUGCUGAUCAGACAUCAGCUAGGAAGACUCGACACACUGACAUGUUGGACCACAGCUCCAUGGAGAGGCUGCUGCAAACUAACACUUUACCGAGGAACAGAGAUUCAGCUCUAAACCAAAUACAAUACUAAAGGAAAUGUUAAGAAAAGCUUGAGAAAUGUCAGAUAAAAGUGAGAACAACACUGUCAACAAACCACAAGCUGCAUGUAAAACCGUGCUUGUUACUGGUGGAGCUGGGUUCAUUGGGUCACAUCUUGUCAUCCUUUUGGCUGCCAGAUAUCCUCUGUGGCGGAUCAUUAAUGUUGACUCGUUGAACUAUUGCUCAAGUUUGAAGAAUCUGAUUUAUCUUGAGAACACAAGCACUUACAAAUUCAUUCAGGGGGACGUGUGUGACCAAUACUUUAUCGAUCAUAUCUUUUCUACUGAAAAUAUAGACAUUGUCUUUCACUGUGCUGCUCAAUCACACGUUGAGAAUUCCUUCUUGUACCCAUCCCAGUUCAUGCAUGUGAAUGCAGCUGGCACAACUGUACUACUCCAAGCAGCAUGCAAAUUUGAAGUUGAAAAAUUCAUUUAUAUGAGCACCGAUGAGGUUUAUGGAGACAGUGUGGAUAAGUAUUUCGAUGAGUCGAGCCCAAAACAGCCAACCAAUCCAUAUUCAACAUCCAAAGCUGCCGCUGAAAACAUUGUGAUGUCGUACUGGAGAAAUCACAAGCUUCCUGUAGUAAUUGCACGGAGCAGUAAUGUAUACGGGCCACGGCAGUAUUAUGAAAAGGUCAUUCCACGGUUUCUAUGUCUCUUACAAGAAGACCAAAAAUGCACUAUUCAGGGGACAGGCCUUCAGUCCCGUCACUUUCUUUAUGUAGAUGAUGUGACCGAGGCACUCUUGAUACUCAUGAAAAGGGGCAUCAUGGGAGACAUUUACAACGUUGCAGCCAACUUUGAAAUAGCUAUCAUACAGCUAGCCAGAGAACUGGUAAAGAUGGUGAAAAAUGCUUCUAACGACAAGUUGGAUGAUUGGCUACUGUUUGUUGAUGACAGACCUGUCAGUGACCUUAGGUACCCCAUGAUCUCAGAAAAGAUGCACAAACUUGGAUGGAAGCCAAAGGUACCAUGGGAAGAAGGCAUCAGAAGAACAAUUAAAUGGUAUGACGAGAACAAAAGCUACUGGCAAAUGGUCACUGAAAAAGACCUUCAAGGGUGUUAAUGAUGGAACCUUUUAUUUCAAAAUGCAAAGACCCAUCGUCACAAAUGUAUAUUUGUAUAUUUACUUCAAACGAUGACUUAAUUAGAAACAAAUUUUGAUAUUUUUUGCCACAAUGUGAACUAUGCAGGUUUUAAUAGCAUUUUUAUUAAAAUCACACUUUCAAUUUCCUUGUGUUUUUAUAUAUACACUAUUGCCAGAGAUAUAAUCAAACACCUGACCAGACCAGUCAAACUCGUGUGCUGUUAAUGAUCUCCACUCAUCUGGGAAGACUUUACAGAUUUUGGAGAACGUCAGUAGGGAUUUGUUCACUCAGCCAUGUGGUCAUCAUAUAUAGGUGUGAUGGUCAGUGCUGACAUUUGUUCAUAAAGGUGUAGGUUGAAAGUGGAAAAGUGGAACUGUGACCUACUUAAGAUCAAGCACAAUUAGCUUUUCCUCAAUUCAGAACAAUCAGUAUUAAAAAGAGGUGUCUAAAUUAUUGAAAUGUACAGCAUAAUGUCUGCACAUGAAUAAUGAAGUCACUCCUACCUUUGUGAUAUAUAGUGAGAUUGCUUUUCCCAUGUGAAUUGUCACAAUGGACUUUAUUGUAAAUUAUGUAUUUUCACACCACACCCUUUAAUUUUUAUACUUUGAUUGUUUAUUUAAUUUAAUCUGUGCCAUUUUCUUGUCUUGUACUGGAAGGUUUGUGGAACAUGUCAUUCUUGAUUUGUAUAUUUCCUACUACCUUAAUAAAAAAAAUACUGCUAUACUGAUAA
Messenger RNA from Tachysurus vachellii, 2038 nucleotides. RefSeq names its product dTDP-D-glucose 4,6-dehydratase-like. The transcript is spliced from 13 exons. The coding region runs from base 240 to 1286 and encodes 348 amino acids. The record is from RefSeq and is a predicted model, not a curated record. Gene Ontology annotation, biological process: nucleotide-sugar metabolic process. Lineage: Eukaryota; Metazoa; Chordata; Actinopteri; Siluriformes; Bagridae. Gene Ontology annotation, molecular function: dTDP-glucose 4,6-dehydratase activity.